Austrofundulus limnaeus is the source of this 3267-nucleotide messenger RNA. RefSeq names its product transforming growth factor, beta receptor associated protein 1 (gene tgfbrap1). Bases 252 to 2873 code for a protein of 873 amino acids. The record is from RefSeq and is a predicted model, not a curated record. The transcript has 13 exons. NCBI's taxonomy places the organism in Eukaryota, Metazoa, Chordata, Actinopteri, Cyprinodontiformes, Rivulidae. Gene Ontology annotation, cellular component: membrane; cytoplasm. Gene Ontology annotation, biological process: intracellular protein transport; autophagy; endosomal vesicle fusion.
GCAGGCAGUCAUGCAGGGUUCAGUUUAGCCAGCGCAAAUGGGCGGUGUUUGUGUCCUGGAGAAGACUUGACCCACUAAAGUGUGUGUGUGUGUGCCCACCUGAGCACUAUCAUGGCURCACUGGCGUUUAAUUGUAAAAUCAUUCCGUGACGGCUGUUUUCGGAGCACUACGGGUCGCCUGUUGGUGGUGAUCCGACCCCGGCCUGCCUUAGCUGUUUGUCCGUUUUCAGCGUCUAGAUGCCUUGGCUGAGAUGAGUGUGAAGGCUUUUGAGCUUAUCCCCGCUGUGGAGCGAGACCUCCUCAUGGGCGACAAAGCUCGCAUCAACAUAGAGUGCAUCGAAUGCUGUGGGAAGCAUCUGUACGUGGGCACCAACGACUGCUUCAUCCACCACUUCCUGCUGGACGAGGUGGCUUCUUCCAAAGGCAAACUGACCUACUCGGCCCAGAAGCUGCUCCACAAAUACCUGGGCCUGAAGAAGCCGGUCGCUGAGCUGCGAGCCGCCUCCGCGCUGGAGCGCCUGAUAGUCCUUUGCGACGGGAUAGUGUUCCUCGUGGACAUGGUGACGCUGGAGUCUGUGCCGUCGGCGGCCGGGGGCGGAGUCAGAAUCAGGGGCGUGACUGCGUUCUGCAUAAACGAGAACCCGGUGAACGGGGAUCCGUUCUGCGUGGAAAUGGGCGUGCUCUCGUCCAAGAGGCGGACGGUUCAGGUCUACAUGGUGUGUGAGGACAGGGUGCAGCUGGUCAAGGAGGUGAACACGCCGGAGCAGCCCUGCGCCAUCAGCCUCGACGGCUACUUCCUGUGCUUGGCCCUCACCACGCAGUACAUGAUCCUGAACUACAACACGGGAGUCGCGCAGGACCUUUUCCCUUACAACAGCGAGGAGAGGAAACCCAUUGUGAAGAGGAUCAGCAGGGAGGAGUUCCUCCUUGCAGCUCCUGGUGGUCUGGGAAUGUUUGCCAACGCCGAGGGGGUGUCUCAGCGAGCUCCUGUCAGCUGGUCGGAGAGCGUGAUGGCCGCCGCCGUGUGUUUCCCGUACGUGUUGGCGUUGGACGAGAACUUCAUCACCGUCCACAGCAUGUUGGACCAGCAGCUGAAACAAACCCUUUCAUUCAGGGACGGACAGGUGCUCCAAGACUUCGAAGGGAAGGUCRUGCUGGCUUCCACCAAGGCUGUUUACGUUCUGGUUCCUGUGCCRCUGGAGAGACAGAUUCAGGACUUGUUGGCUGGUCACAGAGUGGAGGAAGCUCUCGUCCUCACAGAGGGAGCACAGAGAAAUAUUCCCAAAGACAAAUUUCAGAUUUUGCACAGAAGAAUCCUUCAGCAGGCAGGUUUUAUACAGUUUGGUCAGCUUCAGUUUCUGGAGGCUAAAGAACACUUCAGGAGAGGUCAGCUGGACGUGCGGGAGCUGAUUUCUCUCUACCCRUUACUCCUCCCGGUGUCGUCCACGUUCUCGCGCUGCCACCCUCCUCUGCACGAAUUCGCAGAUCUCAACCAUCUGGCUCAAGGUGACCAGGAGAAAGUGCUGCGGUGCAAAAGAUUCCUCAUCAGCUAUUUAGGAGAGGUAAGAAGCACGGAGGUGGUGAACGGCUGCAGGGAGGACGUGGACACGGCUCUGUUGAAACUCUACGCUGAACAGGAUCACGAGAGCCUUUUAGACCUGCUGGCUUCAGAUAACGCCUGCGUCCUGGCAGACAGCAUCCCCUGGCUGGAGAAAUAUCACAAAUAUUUUGCACUCGGGCUGCUCCAUCACAGUAACGGUCAGGAUUCAGCAGCGCUGCAGUUGUGGAUUCGUGUGGUGGACGGAGAGCUGCAGGACUUCACUCGAUCAGAUCUUUAUGAGUACAUCGUGGACUUCCUCUGCUGCUCCUCUAACCUGGAUCUCGUGUGGAAGUUUGCAGACUGGGCCCUGCGGAAGGAUCCCACCAUGGGCGUUCAAAUCUUCACCAAGAGGCCUGCGAGUAAAGAUCAGCCUGAACUGAACCCAGACGACGUGGUCGCCUACCUGGGAAAGCACAGCCAGGCGCUGCUUCUCUACCUGGAGYAUGUUGUGCUGGAGAAAAGAAUACAGAAAGAGAAGUUCCACACACACUUGGCCGUGUUGUACCUGGAGAAGGUCAUGUCGUUGCUGUCAGGUGAUGAAGACGAGCAGCUGGCCAAAGCCAGGGAGAAGCUGCAGGCCUUUCUCAGGGAGUCCAGCUUGUACCGCGUACAAUUCAUAUUAGGUAAAAUGGAGGGCUGUGAAGAACUGCUGCUAGAACGUGCAACGCUACACGGCAGGUUAGAGGAGCACGACAAGGCCCUGCACGUCCUGGUGCACAAACUCAGAGACUUCCGGUCGGCCGAGGCCUUCUGCCUGUGGGCCUCGUCGUGUCGGGACUCCGCCUACCAGCGGCGGCUGUUUCACCUGCUCCUCGCCGUGUACCUGGACAGGAGCGAGAACUCUCCCGCGGCGGGAGGGGGAGGCGACAGCGAGCUGGAAAUGGCGGCCGUGGAUCUCCUGAACCGGCACGGCGAGGCGUUCGACGCCGUCCGCGUCCUGCGAAUGCUCCCCGGGGGCUGGUCGCUGCAGCUGCUGAGGCCUUUUCUAAACCGAGCCGUCAGGGCGAGUACGCACGCCUGCCGCACCUCGCAGAUCGCACUGGGGCUCGCACGCUCGGAAAACCUUCAGGUGCUGCACGACCGGUUAAAAGAGGUUAAGAAGCCCAUCUUUGUGUCGGAGAAAAAAGGAUGCCACCUGUGCCACAACACCUUCAGCGAGCCGAACGUGGUCUGUCUGCCGGGAGGAGUGCCUGUCCACGCCCACUGUGUCGCGCAGAGAGUGAGAGACUCUCCCACCAAAAGACGCUUGACUAACAGCAGCAACCAGACGUGAGACCGGGCGUUUCGCGUUUGCCGUCCCGACGUGUGAGCGGAGCCGGAGGCGCCGAGCCUUUUCGGACGCCCGCGGGGAGGAGGAAGCUGCAGGACGAGCCGCGGAGUCGCCGGCUCCCGCAGCCGACUUUAAACGAGGAACGGAUCAUUUCAGCUAUUUAUUCAUGUGCCGAAGCUAAAACCGCCCGUCCCGUCUUCACUCACACACUUCAAACGGUUUUAAUAAAAAAGAAAAAGGUUUUUUUGAAUCCAGUCGCUAAUAUUUCUGAAGCAUGAAUUAAUACAGAAACCCAUUUUGUUCUUGUCUAUUCGGCUUGUAUUGUAAUAAAACUUGUCCUGACUUGCACAUUUGCACGUUAGGUUUUAUUGUGAAACACUAAAAAGACUCAUCAGGG